GCUCUGACAGACUGACAGUCUGAUCCUUGUGCACAGUGUUAUAAAAAUAAUAAAUAUAAAAAGGACAGAGGUUUGAUUCUGAGCUGAGGGUGAAUUCUCGCUGUGUAAUAUUUGAAUGUAAAGACAAAAGCUGAUGUCCAAAGAAAUGACUGAUGUGCAUAAAUUCAGUAACUUCAGACAGUCCUGAGUAACAAACUAAUAUCCAGCAGGAUUUAGACUGUGACAGACGGUAAAUCUCCGCUAAUGAAUGCGCUUCGAUACAAGCUUUGACACGGACUGAAUGAAUGAGGAAAUGAAACAGCGUGUAAGAGGGAGGAGACAGAGAGAAACUCAGGGUUUAUUGAAGAAAACCUGUCAGCGAGCAGGUUAUGUUCACAGAGUCUGUUACCAUGGUGACUGACUCAGAGUUUCAGUUACCUCUCUGUCUGGAACUGAAAACCCAGAGUUUCCCUCAUCUCAGGGUUAACUUACUCUGAGUUUUCACAUAACCUGCUUUCUGGAAUACCCCUCUGCAGACUCACUCAUCUCACUGUGCAGUUUAUACACUCUUUUACUGUUGGUACACAGUGUGAUGUUUGUUGGUGGGCGGGGCUUAGCUGGAGGCAAAACAGUUCUCCACAGACAUUAGCUAGCGCUAGCUAACAAGUUGUGUUGUCUUGUUUUAGACAAUGGAGGAAGAUGAUGUGAGUGGUGCGUUCAGAAACACUCAUUGUGAGUGUGGGAGCGCACUCUGACACAAACUGGAGCGUUGAUAAAUUGGGAGCGCUGUCUGAAUGUAGCGUUGGGUUAUCCAGAGCAGCGCACUCUCAGAGUGGCAGAGCACACUCUGGACACUCUGUCUGUGGAGACGGAGCAGCAGAGCGCCGAGCGGAGUGAAUGUGUGAUUAACUUAACCGUUGGUUCAUUCAUGUAGAAAUAUAACGCUGCGUUUCUUCCACCAACAGGGCUCUCAUUUUAGUGUAGAGCGUCAGACUGAAUUUACCAACGCACCAUGUCAGGUCACUCACUCUCCGGGACCGCCAGUGUUACUUGAAUAAGUAAACACUGACCAACGGGACCAGACUGGCCGACCCGUAUGCUCUCACUCAGUGGAUGGAUGAUGUCACAGGAAGCCAAUCUUACAAAGGAGGACCACACUUGUUUGUUUUGCUAUGGAAGCUAACGUUAGCUAAUGUGCUAAAAAGUUAGCGUUGCAGAGAAAUCCAAUCUUCCUCUUAAUCCCUCCCCAGUUUCUGAUGAGGUGGACAUGAUAACCCUUAAUACACAUAACCUUAUUCAUCCCUACAACAGGAAAUACUUUUUCCCUAACCUGAUAUGAAGUGUGCGCUGCACAUGUGAGCAUUUUUGAUGAUGGCCUCCGUCCAGUCAUGUCAUCGUGACGUUGGCACUAAAAGUGUCUGUUCAAAUGUCUGAAGAGUCAAACUGUGUUUGUUCAGCGGGUCUCAGCUCUGAGUCAGAGGUCAGGACCUGUUAUCUGACCUGCUGUGUGUGUGUGUGUGUGUGUGUGUGUGUGUGUGUGUGUGUUUACUGCAGCUGCUCCUCCUCUCAGAAACUCUCUGAUAAGUCACGCUGACCUGAACCUGAUCCCCGAGUCACACCCUGAACUCUUGUCUCUCACCGUUCUAACAUGUGUCAGUAGUUUGAUCUGUUUCACAUCUUUAUUCUGAUGAUCACCUCUGUGUCUCAGGACAUCAUCUGAUUCCAUCAGGAUAUUUUUAUUGUCAUUCACUAAAACACAGAGUCAGAUUCCUGAUGAGUGAAAACCUGCUGGAAGUGACCCGGGUCCUUGGUCAGGUCGUCAUUUGUAUUGGUUGUCAGUUUCUGACGAGGUCAGAUUAAAGCUGCAGUAGAAAGCCUGAAAACGGUUGAUUUUUGAGUCUCAUCUGAGUUAGGUUUCGUUCGUCUCCGCCCUGAGCCCCUCCUACCAGACGAGCAUGCGAGUAUUUUAUCCUACUUGGUUCUAUUUCUCCCUCGCGGGCCCGCACAUACACCCGAAACUCGCUCUCGCUCUCCGCAGAGGGCCCUUGGCUCCGCUCCCACGGCUGACCCUUGCGCCCUCCGGCCGGGCCCGGCCCCACCUCACCUUUCCCCUCCCUCCGGGGCUCCGGGGAACCGAGUUCUGUCUUCCUUUUUUUGGGUUUAGCCAUGUAGGCAGUUGUAGCCAAUGCUGGAAUAGCUAUUUCACCUGGUGCACUGUUCGCCAUUGCCGCUUGCUCUCCCCUUCUGCCGGCGGCACAGGAACGUGCAUAUGCAGUAGAACAGCCAAUAGGAACGCAGUGGUCUGAGCUGACCUUUGAUUGGUUGAUGCACAUUGGCACGAUACUGAUUCUUUAGAGGCUGAACACAGAGCCAUGGUGAGGUGCAGAAACUUAUUGUUUGUCUCAGACCACUUGAUUUACAUUAUGCUGAGAGGACAUUAUAAAACUUUACUCAUUUAUACCAAAACAAUGUUGCCUACUGAGCUUUAAGGUCAGUAUAAAAAUUAAAUGUCUAAACCUGCAGAGUCACUUCACUCAGGUUCACUCAGGUUCAGUCAGACUCAGUCAGGAUCAGUCAGGCUCAGUCAGGUUCAGUCAGGCUCAGUCAGGAUCAGUCAGGCUCAGUCAGGUUCAGUCAGGCUCAGUCAGGCUCAGUCAGGUUCAGUCAGGCUCAGUCAGGCUCAGUCAGGUUCAGUCAGGCUCAAUCAGGCUCAGUCAGGUUCAGUCAGGUUCAGUCAGGAUCAGUCAGGCUCAGUCAGGCUCAGUCAGGAUCAGUCAGGUUCACUCAGGUUCAGUCAGGCUCAGUCAGGCUCAAUCAGGUUCAGUCAGGCUCAGUCAGGUUCAGUCAGGAUCAGUCAGGCUCAGUCAGGUUCAGUCAGGUUCAGUCAGGCUCAGUCAGGAUCAGUCAGGUUCAGUCAGGUUCAGUCAGGCUCAGUCAGGCUCAAUCAGGUUCAGUCAGGCUCAGUCAGGUUCAGUCAGGAUCAGUCAGGCUCAGUCAGGCUCAAUCAGGUUCAGUCAGGCUCAGUCAGGCUCAGUCAGGUUCAGUCAGGCUCAGUCAGGAUCAGUCAGGUUCAGUCAGGCUCAGUCAGGCUCAGUCAGGAUCAGUCAGGCUCAGUCAGGUUCAGUCAGGAUCAGUCAGGAUCAGUCAGGUUCAGUCAGGUUCAGUCAGGCUCAGUCAGGAUCAGUCAGGCUCAGUCAGGAUCAGUCAGGCUCAGUCAGGAUCAGUCAGGCUCAGUCAGGUUCAGUCAGGAUCAGUCAGGAUCAGUCAGGUUCAGUCAGGUUCAGUCAGGCUCAGUCAGGAUCAGUCAGGCUCAGUCAGGAUCAGUCAGGUUCAGUCAGGCUCAGUCAGGAUCAGUCAGGCUCAGUCAGGUUCAGUCAGGAUCAGUCAAGAUCAGUCAGGCUCAGUCAGGCUCAGUCAGGAUCAGUCAGGUUCAGUAAGGUUCAGUCAGGCUCAGUCAGGUUCAGUCAGGAUCAGUCAAGAUCAGUCAGGAUCAGUCAGGCUCAGUCAGGUUCAGUCAGGAU
Molecule: messenger RNA, 3500 nt
Organism: Epinephelus fuscoguttatus (brown-marbled grouper)
Lineage: Eukaryota; Metazoa; Chordata; Actinopteri; Perciformes; Serranidae
Exons: 3
Coding region: 2487-3416 (309 amino acids)
Source: RefSeq, a predicted model, not a curated record